UGAGGUUGUUUGUGGUCUGAUCCCAGCGGACUUCUGCUCAGCUCAGGAAGAGCUAGUGGUGGACAUCUGGUGGACAUCUAUGUUGGCUGCAGCCAACAGCCAAACCUGGGACCCUAUCAUCAGCUGCUAUCCUUUUUUCAUUGCAUGGAGCAGUCGUGACUUUACAGAAACUGAUUUGCUGUUUCAAUACCAAAGCUGGAGAAUUGACGCUGGUUAAUGCAUAUAGCUCUUACCUCAACUCAACUUGAAAUGAAUGCCAACAGUAUGCCUAAACAAGUGGAGGUCAGGAUGCACGAGAGUCAUCUAGAGCCAAUAGAAGCACGGCCUCAGUCCAAAUGUGCCAGGCUCUGCUCCAAGAUGUUCAAGAACCUUCUGCUCACACUCACCGUUCUUGGUGUGAUUUUAGGAGCAGUGUCAGGGAUGUUGCUUCGUGUUGCCUCCCCAAUUCACCCAGACAUAGUCAUGGUCAUUGCCUUUCCUGGCGAUAUCCUCAUGAGGAUGCUGAAGAUGUUGAUCUUGCCUCUCAUCAUCUCCAGUUUAAUCACGGGACUGGCUGGUUUGGAUGCCAAAUCUAGUGGUCGUUUGGGUACCAGAGCAAUGGUCUAUUACAUGUCCACAACUGUCAUUGCUGCCAUCUUGGGAGUUAUUCUAGUAUUGGUCAUCCACCCUGGAAACCCCAAACUGAAAGAGAAUCUUGGAGAGGGAGAGAAGAAUGAUGAUGUGUCCAGCCUGGAUGCCUUCUUUGAUUUGAUCAGGAACCUGUUCCCUGAGAACCUGGUGCAGGCUUGUUUCCAACAGAUCCAGACAGUGACUAAGAAGGUCGAAGUGGUUAUCGAAGAGGAUGUCAAUGCCACCACUAUGGAGGGCCUAUUGGCGAAUAUUACCAAGGAGCCUCAGUUUGUCACUAAAAAGUCCCUGCAGUUCAAGAGUGGAAUGAAUGUCCUGGGUCUGAUUGGUUUCUUCAUUGCAUUUGGCAUCUGCAUGGGCAAGAUGGGUGAGAGGGCCAGACUGAUGAUUGAAUUUUUCAACAUUCUCAAUGAGAUUGUGAUGAAACUUGUUAUCAUGAUCAUGUGGUAUUCCCCCUUUGGUAUUGCCUGCCUAAUCUGUGGUAAGAUCAUCUCCAUCAAAGAUUUGGAGGUGGUUGGUAGGCAGUUGGGAAUGUAUAUGGUCACUGUCAUUGUUGGCCUCAUCAUUCAUGGAGCAAUCUUCCUGCCUAGUAUUUAUUUUGUAAUCGUCAGGAAAAACCCCUUUAAAUUCUUCUUGGGCAUCUUCCAGGCAUGGAUCACUGCCCUGGGCACUGCAUCAAGUGCCGGCACUCUGCCAGUUACUUUCCGCUGCCUGGAGGAGAACUUGGGAAUUGACAAAAGAGUUACUCGUUUCGUGCUCCCAGUUGGUGCCACCAUCAACAUGGAUGGAACUGCUCUGUAUGAGGCUGUAGCUGCGAUCUUUAUUGCACAGAUGAACGGUGUUCACUUGGACCCUGGUCAGAUCGUAACUGUGAGUCUCACAGCCACUCUGGCCAGUGUGGGGGCCGCCAGUAUUCCCAGUGCUGGACUAGUGACCAUGCUCUUGAUCCUGACUGCAGUGGGGCUGCCAACCCAGGACAUCAGUCUGCUUGUUGCUGUUGACUGGCUUCUUGAUCGGUUCAGGACCUCUGUGAAUGUGGUUGGGGACUCCUACGGUGCAGGCAUCGUGUACCACAUGUCCAAGGCAGAGCUUGAAGAGCUGGAUGCGCACAUGGCUAAAUCAGACGACAUCGAAAUGACAAAGACCCAGUCGUAUUAUGACGACAUGAAGAACCACCAUGAAAACAAUUCCAACCAGUGCGUCUUAACGCCUACCUCAAAUGCUAACAAUUCUGUCGUAGUAGAUGAGUGCAAGGUAACCUCAGCCACAAACGGUUCUGCUGCGGAGUGCACGCUUGUUGAGGAGGAACCAUGGAAACCUGAAUAAUGGGCAGUGCAGAGAUCCCCUGCUCCUGGGCUCCACAAGCUUUCCUUUCUGGUGAUGGAAAAAAAGAGUGAAUGAAAAAAAUCAUACGAACAGAGCUACUAAUGUUUAUUAUGUAGUCUAAUUUUCAUUAUCAUUAGUCCCUUUAAGAUUCUUUUUGCGUCUCUCUGACUGAUAAAUACUACUAAUUCACUUAACUGUGAAAAGGCAACAGCAGCACACGCUUCCUGUUAGAGCACAAUUAUGUCCUUAAUAGCAGACUCUUGCACAAUAUGCUUCAAAGUUGGAGGAGGGAAGGAAGAGAAACACCUGAAAUACUACACUCUAUUGCUAGCAAUACAUUCCACUUGAAGCGUCUCAGAGGCGAUUGUUAUUGUAAUGAAAGUGUAAGUCGGCAUGGCGACCACUUCUCUGCUUUACUUCCGUUUUAUUACCAUCACAAGCACACCUGCUAAGAUCAUGUUUAUUCUUAGUCUCAGAAUGCACUUGUCUACAAUUACCUAUUAUCUGCAAGAAUUCCAGAACUAAUGAAAAGGUUGGUGGCAGGUUAAGCUGAACCAUAUACCAUAAUAUACACUACAGUAUAAAGCACAACUCGUAUGUUUCCUUUUAAAUUCAAUAUAAUCUAAAAAGGGACAUAUAUAUAUAUAUAUUUUGUCUUUGAUAUAUGUAUGUGUGUGUGUGUGUGUGUGUGUGUGUGUGUGUGUUUACGUAUGUGUGUGGAUUUGGGAGUGUUAUAGCGCAUGACUAAAUCAGUUACUGGGGUCAAACAGGUGGUGGUGGGGGGGGGGGGGGGUCACUGCAAAAGUCCCCAAACUGCCGCAGUCACAUCAAGACCAGUUUACUUGUCUGUUUACAGAAACACAAUCUGAAAUUCCAAUGAAAACAGAGCACAUCACUGCCCAAAAGGAUUGAGUGACACUAAUGACAUUCAAAUAAGAUUUGGAUUGUAACGCCAAUGAAAAAUUGACUCGUCAAAGUCCAUUAUGGCACAAAUGAGAAAUGAUAUAAAGCACAAAAUGCAUGGCACAAAAAAGAUAAUGAGCCGAUUUGGGGUAAGUAGCGCAUUUCAAAUUAUGCAAACACCUUGAUUCCAAGAGAUAAUUGGAGACUCUCAGGCCUUGAUGUUUACUCCUGUACAAGGACACAUUUGCAGCAAUCCUCAUGUUUACGCCCUCACAUGAGCUCUUCACAUCAAGAAAUAUCCGCUUAAUAGCAUGAUCCAAAUUUUGAUUAUGACAAUGGCAAGCUUUUAGUUAAAAAAAACUUCCUGCACAAUUGUUUACUGUAUCCUCAAAAGACACUUUACGUCACACUUUUGUGUACGUGGGCCAAUAUCGAUUUGAUGAAAACACUAACAGAUGUAAGAGAAAGUACAGUGUCAGAUAGGAUUCAAGACAUGCACAGAGACAGACCAUAGAUAUUUAUACUUAUCUUCGAGAAGCCGCUGAAGAUUCUUGUUUUGCCAAACACAGCAAACAAUUCCAUAUUUUUAGCCAUCAGAGCCCAAGACUGUUUCUACAAACCCUUGAUGCUGCAGCUGUGUGCCAAUACUCACAACAGUGGACACAUACUCCUUCCAUUUUUCACCAGAAUCAGGUGAUGUAAACUUAUACUUCCCCUCGUCGAAGCAACAACACAAAUGGACGACUGUGUGUCCGUAUGAGUGAGAAUUCAGAUUUCUUUCUCAGUCUUGCGUCAUUCUCUCCUGUCUUGUUUCUCUUCAUUUGUGCUUGACUACAAAUUGAAAAUGUUUGCGUCACACUGAUCUAAAAGACAUACAAUGCAUGUCAGAAUAACAAUGGAGGCACAAAAUAUAUUGUGCACCACUUAGUAUAGUCGAGUUCCUGAAGUACAUGCACGCGAGGCAUCUUAGUCGGCUUCCACACCCCACAAUUUGGGGUACACAUAUGAACAAAACUUCAAGGUGACAAUAUAGUAACGCGCACAUCAUUGACAUCCUAACAGCCCCUUCCAAUUUGGCCAUUAUGGCCUUGUUACCUUCAGGAACAAAGCGUCUCCAUUAAGGAGACCACGGUCACCAUUGUGAUGACCUUUGGACCACUUAUUUGUUCAAAGUAUUUUAGAAGCAUGAAUAAAAUGAAAUUUUUUUUUUUUUGCACCACUAUCUUAAAAGCAUGAUAUUUGAAGUGCCUCCUUGCACUUUGUGUAUAUAUUGUAGUCGACAGUGUUUUGUUGUUGAUCUUUGUUUUCAUCCUUUUUUCCCUUUGGGGAAGUAUUGAAAUGGUUUGUAGGAACAUAGGUUUAUUGCUGUUACAUUCUAAAUGUAAUCCUCUAGAAGAUAUAUCAUCUAUAUCCUGAGUAGAACUAGAUUAGAGAAAAUGUAUAGGCAGGAAAUUGUGGAUUAAAUUGCUUGUUUGUUCAUUUUUUUUUUUAUUCUCUAAUAACUAGGUGCUUUACUUAUCUGUCACUCAACAAUAUACAGUAUAAAUAUCUUUUUUGUAUCUAAUGUAAGCCUUUUGAAUGUUUGUUCCAUGACAAUAUAAGCAGUGUGCAUUCACUUUCAUUGUACAUAAAUAGAUAUAUAAAUGUUCUGGUCCGUGGAAAUGCUGAAUAUCCUGAAGCAACAUGUGCAUGAGAAGGAUAAAAACAAGAGGGUGGGAAAAAGAGUAAGCGGGAGAGGGGUGGAGUUGUUUGUUAAACGGGGCCAACAUGACUUUAUUUGGAGGAGACGGCGAGAAAAGUUGCAAAAUAAAGGUGACGGGACUGUACGUAGGUUAGCGUGAAGAAUCAAAUGGCUCCAAGCAGAUGAUAAAUAAAUGACCAAUGAUCACAUUUUCCAAUUAUCACUUCACAAAAUUCAGCAACGUUCCUCAGGUGAAUCAUUGUGUUUGUUCAAUGGCGAGGACUGGCAUGUUCUCAUACACUAUACAAGCAUCAUGUUCAACCUGAUGCUCUGAUAGUAGCAUAUCAUGGAUCUCUAAACUGCUUUCAGGUUCUCUGUUGAAGUGCCACAACCUAUAGUGAGACUGGCAUACCAUCGCAAACAUAUCCCAUAGUAAACCUGCCUUUACCCACUUGCCUUUUUUCACUUUCUACGCACAAUAUGCACAAAAACCCACUUGGAACUGGUUGAGCUGAAAAAGGAAACGCUAUUGGCGCAAAGGGCCCUGAAGUACACCUUCACUCUAUUUUCUACUGAAAUGUGUUUUGUGAAAGAAACACCCC
Molecule: messenger RNA, 5139 nt
Organism: Corythoichthys intestinalis (scribbled pipefish)
Lineage: Eukaryota; Metazoa; Chordata; Actinopteri; Syngnathiformes; Syngnathidae
Gene: slc1a2b
Product: solute carrier family 1 member 2b
Exons: 11
Coding region: 217-1953 (578 amino acids)
Biological process (GO): L-aspartate transmembrane transport; L-glutamate import across plasma membrane
Cellular component (GO): plasma membrane
Molecular function (GO): L-glutamate transmembrane transporter activity; glutamate:sodium symporter activity; neutral L-amino acid transmembrane transporter activity
Source: RefSeq, a predicted model, not a curated record